Schizosaccharomyces octosporus yFS286 is the source of this 525-nucleotide messenger RNA. Its product is annotated as Ino80 complex subunit Iec3. The record is from RefSeq and is a predicted model, not a curated record. Gene Ontology annotation, biological process: chromatin remodeling. The coding region runs from base 1 to 525 and encodes 174 amino acids. Lineage: Eukaryota; Fungi; Ascomycota; Schizosaccharomycetes; Schizosaccharomycetales; Schizosaccharomycetaceae. The transcript has 2 exons. Gene Ontology annotation, cellular component: Ino80 complex; nucleus.
AUGGCAUCCGUAAAGUCAUUUAAAAGAAAGUAUCUAAAACUGAGAAAAUCAUUUGAUGUAGUUCUUCAGGAAACAGAUAAUAUUGAGCAGAAGAUAGCAGAUAUCUCACAGGUCUACCGUCGAAUUUUGAUGGAAAAUACUCAUUUAACCGAUUUACUUUUGGACAUGAACAAAACAACAUUACCUACUCCUCCCGCGAGUCCUCCGGGAUCCCCAAAUUGGCAAUCAAAUGCCGUACCACGCAUUGAUUUUUUGGAAGAUACAUCUGUUGCUUAUAGUCUAGAAAAGCCAAUCGCCAGUACUCACAAAUGGUUGUCUGGUUUGACAGCCCACUCUAAGUCUAGCAAUCCACUUUUGUCAGUUGAAAGCUCCACUACUUUUUCUAAACCAGCUCUGAGCUUACCGGCUCAAUCGCCGCCUGCACCAGUCUCUACAUCCAUCAAUCCUAACUCGUUAUUGAAGCAGAAACGAAAAAGGACAGCAGAUUCACCGUCAGAGCGUCGUCCUAGAAAGAGAUCAUCUUAA